Leptopilina heterotoma is the source of this 1818-nucleotide messenger RNA. Its product is annotated as mitochondrial genome maintenance exonuclease 1-like. Gene Ontology annotation, molecular function: single-stranded DNA exodeoxyribonuclease activity. NCBI's taxonomy places the organism in Eukaryota, Metazoa, Arthropoda, Insecta, Hymenoptera, Figitidae. The record is from RefSeq and is a predicted model, not a curated record. The transcript is spliced from 4 exons. Gene Ontology annotation, cellular component: mitochondrion. Gene Ontology annotation, biological process: mitochondrial DNA replication. The coding region runs from base 365 to 1732 and encodes 455 amino acids.
GUCAAUUGUUGUUGUUCACGUGCGAGUGAAAACAAAACAAUCAAAAUUUAGUUUUCAAGGUUUCCAAUAAUUAGACAUUUACAAAUUAAUCAAAAUUACGAAUAUACUUCAUAAAGUGAUAGAAAAGUAACAUGUUUUAUUCAAUUCGGAAAAUUAAUUAAAAUACCUUUACCUGCCAGUGACAAGUGUUCUAACCCCUUUUUUGUGCAAAAAUACAAUAGAAUGUAAAUUCUCCAAUAAAAAUUUAACGAAAGAAACAAUUAAAAUAAAUAAUCCACUGACAAUAGUCAAUAGUGUCAUAAAUUGUCAUGAAACUAUAGCGAAAUAUUAAAUAACAAAAUAACGAAAAUAAUAAAUUGAGGUUAUGUCAUCAGUGUUGAUAAUGGAAGAAAUUUCAAGAAGAGCGGCAAGAAUUUAUCAAAUUCAAAAUAUUUUUCUCAUUCAACAUCGUCAUUUAAUUUCAAAAAAAAUAUUUGAAGAAAAAAAAGCACUAACGGGUCGACCAGGUGCAAAAAAAUUCGAGAGAGAUAAAAAAGCACUAUUCGGUCCUCUAGUGGAGACUUUACCUGAAAAAAGAAAACGAAUCAAUUCACUAAAAGAAAUUCAAAGCCAAGAAACUUCUUUUGAUGAUAAAAUUGAGGGAAAUGUGAGAAAUAAAGGUAGAUCUUAUAAAAAUCAUGAAAUGGAUUUUCUCAUUAAAAGUGUUAAUAAGAAAAAUUUAAGCAUCGUACCAAGUUCUACAAAUUCUGGUCAACAACAAUUAAAGAAUAAAGACUUGAUAUACAAUCUCAUAAAUAAACCUGAAAAUCGAGGAUUCAGUUAUACUCUCCAAACGAAUGAAAUAUCACCAAAAGAUGUAAAUUCAAAAAAAAUAACUCUAUCAGAAGGGGAAAAUUCUAAAAAUGAAAUUUAUACACAAGAGACAAAAUUAGAAACAAAUGAUGACAAUAGUGAAACAAAAGUAAAUUUAAAUGCAACCGCACCGUCAGCGAUAAUUAUUCAAAAUAUGCUUUCAUUUUCACUGUAUGACAGUACCAAGUCAGGAAGAAUUGUUCACAAAAAGCUGCCAGUUAAUAAGGGAGUUAUUUCAUUAUCUGCAAAAGCGGACACUUCCAAUAACAAUUUACCGAGUGUGACACGAAUUUUAUCUGCGACAAUGUCAGAGGCUGCAAAAAAUGCUUUAGCAAUUUGGAAAGCAGGGAUGAUAAAAAAACUAGGAGUAGAUGGAUUCAACGAAUAUCAAAAAAAUUUAUUCAAAGACGGUCACGAUCUUCAUAGUUCAAUUGAAAAUGCACUACUUCAAAAAGAAUAUCAAAUCCCGGAAAGAGUUAAGCCUGCCUUUGAAAGUGUACAAAAUGUAUUAAAGGAUAUAAGUUCAGUUACUGCUCUUGAAACUCACGUAGUACAUCCAAAACUUUUUUACCGAGGAAUUACAGAUUGCGUUGCAACUUACAGAGGCGAGCUGUGUUUAAUCGACUGGAAAAAAUCGGAUAAACGAAAGGAUACAAUUGAUUCUGUUUACGAUGCACCGAUGCAAGUUGCAUCUUACAUUGGAGCAAUGAAUGCCGAUUUGAAUUACCCAUUCGAGGUAACAAAAGGUCUCGUCGUUGUUGCCUACACGAAUGGUGAAGAGGCAACAGUUUAUGAAAUAGAUGGAGAGCAUUUGCCAGUUUACUGGAAAGCUUGGCUUAAACGAUUACAAAAAUAUUUUGUAGAAACGUCAAAAAAGUAGAUAAAAGGAAAAAAACAUAAAAUAAAAAAAAAUUUAUAAAAAGGGAGAAAAACUCAUUAAAGAGAAAAUGUACAGAUUAAUGAAAA